Messenger RNA from Heterocephalus glaber (naked mole-rat), 2686 nucleotides. RefSeq names its product FKBP prolyl isomerase like (gene Fkbpl). Lineage: Eukaryota; Metazoa; Chordata; Mammalia; Rodentia; Bathyergidae. Gene Ontology annotation, molecular function: protein binding. The record is from RefSeq and is a predicted model, not a curated record.
UAGCAAGACCCUGCCUCAAAAAACAAUUCUUUUUUGAGACAUGGUCUCACUAAGUCACGAAGUUACAUAGGCUGGGGUAGAUCUUCCUGCCUUAGCCUCCCAAGAGUGCUGGGAUUAUAGGAGUGUACCACCAUGCCUGACUUAAUCUUUUAAAACAUAAAAAUAUUUUCAUUCAUGAUUGUUUUGUUUUUAGAAGUUUUGGUGCCUAUGUUUGUAUUGUAUUUACAGACACAGUAGUAAUGAGAGAUCACCAAAACAGACAGAGACUAAUUCAGGUUUCUUAGUAUGGGACCUACAAGUGUGUUCUCUCAGGUUCAGCUCCAACUCAUUUUUUUUUUUUUUUUUUGAGUACCGGGGAUCGGGACCUUGUUCUUGCAAGGCAGGUGGCGGAACCACUGAGCUAAAUCCCCAGCUCCAGCUCAUUUUUCAGAUGCCAGCAGAAAUGUCUCAACCUAAGGCAAAAUCCCAGCAUCCUCCAUCACUGACUCCCAUGGUUCUCAGGCUUUUGCUCAUAGCCCUGUAACUACUGAUUUUCCUCUCUGAAGAGUCUGGAGUGACUCUCCCCAACGCUAAGACACAUACUACAACUAGCAAUCUUGGUCCAGGUAUUAGGCUGUGAUUGAGCCUGCUGUGAUGCAUUCUAGACUGUCUCCCUUUCCCUGAGAUUCCUGAAAUGGAAAGGGGAAAUGGGAGGGAGAAGAGAUGGAUUCAUUUUCAAUAGGAUCCCAGGGAUUCCAAGAAUCAGAGUAGUCAGCCAUGAGGGACAGAGCGGGUUAGCGGAAAAAGCUUCCUGUGCCUCAGAUCCCAGAAAUAAAACUAAAAAAAAAAAAAGCCCAGGGUAGUUACCUGGAGCUUAACACAAUACAGGGACAGGGUGGUUUUGACCCGGGUCUGUGUUUGAUAAUGAAACUGCCCUCACCCCUGGCUGUCCUGGUGUCACGGUCCCUGUACUCUGAGGCACAGUGGCGGAGUGAGAGAGCAAACUGAAGGGAAGCCACAGUGAGAGAGGCAUUCUCUUUCCCUGAAGAGCUGUGGUGGCCCAGCCUAUGCACACAGCUGGCCAGGCAAGGCUGAAUCACAAAAAGAAACUACACUUCCUAUUAGGAGGUGGACUAGUUUUCCACUUUUCCACUCAGCGGAGCAGGUUAUACCAGUUGUAAUGCAAAAUGUAGGACAAAUUGAAGGGGCACAGACAGGAAAGGGGGAAGAGAAUGGAAUGAGGUUAUUCUAGAUCAUGCCCCGCAGCACAAGCAUCAGGUAGGUCAGUGUUGAAACGCAGUUACAGGCUCCAUCUCAAGCUUCCUAAGUCCAAAUCUGCAGUUUAACAACUUCCUCAGAUGUUAUAUGGACAUUCGAGUUUGAAAAGCACUAAGACGGCGAAGGGGGACUUCAAAGCCAAUGCUGCUCCUAUCUUCAAGCAGUCCUCUGCAUCUGUGACAAGACUCCGGAGACAAUAUUCAGUGAGCACGUAGCUUCGGAAGGAAAGAUGAUUCGAAUAAUCCGGCUCUUGCCACUAUGCUGGGUACUUUGGCCGCUGAGGUGCUGACCUGAAUCUGAUCCAUCCUCUUCUGACCAAAACCUCUUCUGAUCACCCACGGUGAAAGGGAUCAGAUAGCCAAAUGGAGAUCCCAGCAGUCAGUCCACUGGGAGUGAAAGACAUCUCUCAACCGCAACAAUGGGAAAAGAACUCCCAGGAGAACCUUGAUUCAACUACUCAUUAUCGGCAGCAGCCCGGAGACCCUCCUACUGAAACCUUGGAGCAGGGAGUGAGCCCUGAGCCAGCCAAUCGAAGUCUAAAGAAUCUUCAUGAGACUGAAAACCUGGUCGCUGGACUUGAAGGAGACGCUGAUAAAUCUCAUGAAUCAAUCUGUGAGAUGCCGGGGUCCCUUCAAGCUUCUGAUCUCUGGUACUGUCCCGAUGGGAGCUUUGUCAAGAAGAUCAUAAUCCGUGGCCACGGCUUGGACAAACCCAAGCUAGGCUCCCGCUGCCGGGUUCUGGCUUUUGGGUUUCCUUUUGGGUCAGAGCUGCGGGAGGGCUGGACAGAGCUAACUGUGGGAGUAGGGCCAUGGAGGGAUGAAACUUGGGGGGAGCUCAUAGAGAAAUGCCUGGAGUCCAUGUGUCAAGGUGAGGAAGCCGAGCUUCAGCUCCCUGGGCACUCUGGACCUCCUGUCAGGCUCACACUGGACUCCUUCACUCAGGGCCGGGACUCCUGGGAGCUGGAGACCAGCGAGAAGGAGGCGUUAGCCAGGGAAGAACGUGCAAGGGGCACAGAACUAUUUCGAGCUGGGAACCCUGAAGGGGCUGCCCGAUGCUAUGGACGGGCUCUUCGGCUGCUGUUGACUUUACCCCCACCUGGCCCCCCAGAACGAAUUGACCUUCAUGCCAAUCUUGCUGCCUGUCAGUUGCUGCUAGGGCAGCCCCAGCUGGCAGCUCAGAACUGUGACCGGGUGCUAGAGCGGGAACCCGGCCAUUUAAAGGCCUUAUACCGAAGAGGGGUCGCCCAGGCUGCCCUUGGGAACCUGGAAAAAGCAACUGCUGAUCUCAAGAGGGUGCUAGCGGUAGACCCCAAAAACCGCGCUGCCCAGGAGGAGCUGGGAAAGGUAGUCAUUGAGGGGAAGAAACAGGAUGCAGGGCUGGCUCAGGGUCUACGCAAGAUGUUUGAUUAAAAGUUAAACCUUAAAAGAGA